Messenger RNA from Batrachochytrium dendrobatidis JAM81, 456 nucleotides. RefSeq lists its product as uncharacterized. The record is from RefSeq and is a predicted model, not a curated record. Lineage: Eukaryota; Fungi; Chytridiomycota; Chytridiomycetes; Rhizophydiales. The coding region runs from base 1 to 456 and encodes 151 amino acids. Gene Ontology annotation, molecular function: structural constituent of ribosome. The transcript has 3 exons. Gene Ontology annotation, cellular component: mitochondrial large ribosomal subunit. Gene Ontology annotation, biological process: translation.
AUGUCAAUGCUGGAUGGAGCUCUUAAAGGCUUGAUUCGUGGUGCUGUGCGGAGAAGACUCACUACAAAAGAUGGAAACAAAAACUAUUAUAAAGGAACUGGCAGUGGUAGAAUGGGUCAUUGGACUCUUAAAGGUCAGUACAUUAUUGAACCAUGGAGAUUGCGUCAGUUUAUGAUUCCUAAUCUACUCGAGUGCGAGCUGAAACCAUUUGUAUCUCCUAAAGCAGAUGAUGAUAUUCGAAAAAGACACAAUCUCAUCGACUACUUUAACCAAACACCAGCUUUAGAGGAUGAGCUAGCGACUGUCGAUCAAACUGUUCCAGAAGACAAGCAGUCUUUGCUCAUGCGUGCUUGUAGUGAAGUAGCUCAUGCUGCUUACUCUACCAUUCGUGCUCCAAAACACAAGACAAAAUUCAUCAAACCUCCAAAGAAACUUCAUCCAAGAGAUCGAAACUAA